GAGUGUACACGCGUUAUUCCCCUCUUAAGCUGCUGAACCCUCUCACUUCUUACUUAGCUCUAAUCGAUUACCUACUGAAGUGUUUUACCGUUAGUUAUAGAUUCAGUUUGAAAGUUCUUGGAUUUGUUAUGGCUUCAGUUGAUUUCAGUUCCGGGAGUUUGUCUCCCAGUAUGUCCCGCAUUCAUUGGGAUUCGUCCCGGUCAGACACCUCUGGAGACAGCAGGAUGAACUUUGAUAUAUCAGAUGGACCAGUUUUGUUGAUAUUGCCUGAUCUUUCUGUUCCGAGUAUUUUGAGGAGCCCCGCCAGAAGAUUCACCAGAUUCCGUGUUGAUUCUCCCCAAACACCUUCCUUCAAUAGAAUGAAGACAUCCUGUUGCAGAAUUACUCCUGACAUGCCCCGCAGAUCAUCCACUCCUUCUCGGAGAGUUGGAACCCCUCGAUCUGAUUGUGCACCCAGGACCGGCCCUCUUCGUCAGUUCCCGUCCCCGCUAUUCUGUUCUUCUCCAACUCGACCUAUUCCCCUCUGCCUGGGUACACCCGCUUCAACUCCUCACUGUCCCAGCCCGAUAAGAAUCAAACUCACCAGGACAUCUGAUCAAUCUUACCUCGAGGAUAAAGCUGGACCACUACUUGAGGAAGAUGAGUGUGUUGUGAGGAUAGCUGGGAGAGAUGAGUGUGUUGUGAGGAUAGCUGGGAGGAGACUGUUUGAGUCUGGAUGCUCGCUGUCUUAUACUUCUCCCGUUCAUAACAGAUCAAAAGCUAAAGAUCAGAUCGGAUUGUUGACCUUCAUCCUGGAUACGGAAUGUAGCAAGCACAGUGCAGACCUCACCCCCGAAAGCUAUUCUGACGAAGAAUCCUACCCCUCAUCUUAUCCCUCAUGCUCCCGUCUCAUCGACGCAACUCAGGAUAGUGUCAAUCCCAAGAAAGAGAAGGAGGAAGUCUCCCUCUCCAACUCGUGUAACAGCCUACUCGCAAAGUACCCUCACUUGUUCUCUUCCAUGAUCGGAUCAGGUGACAGAAGUCCAGCUCAGAGUAGCCCUGUGGGAACCGGUCAGAAUCUGAUCAGGGACACUAAAAGGAAAAGGGAGGGACUUGGUCCAGAUCUUACACUUCACGAUGCGAAGAAAAUCCGAGGAGCUGAUGAAAAGAAGCAGAAACUGAAAUCCCUGCUGACGAGCCUGUUUGUGAAGAAAACAGAAAAGAGAAAACAGAGGAGCAGACUCGUGACUCCCUACAGAAGUUCUGCUCACAUCAGAUCUAAGGUCUGAGAAGCUGGGCAUGUAAAACCCUGUGCGACAGCGGGGAUUGGUCUAUGAUUACCUGUUUCAAGACAUCCGUUAGAAGAAGAAAAUCUGUUAGAAGAAGGACAUGGAAUGGUAAAUUUCUGGAGACUCAUCACUCAUAUAAGAAACUGAGAAUAUCGAUGUGUGACGAAAAUAGGGUUGUAACGAAGAAACCAUAAACAAUGCUUUGAGCCCUCACUAUUUACUGAUUUAUUCCACAUUAUAAUCUUGAUUCUUGUGAAAUUUCGAGUCCAUUGUGUCCGUUAUUAUAGUUGAACUAAAUAUGUGGCUUCUCAUUGAAUAUAACAUGAUUGUAUCAAUGUUCUUGGAUUGAAAUGUGAAGGUCAUUUGUUUCAUUUUAUACUGUCAACAUAUGAUCUUUUGAAAUUUGUUUUC
This is a messenger RNA of Bolinopsis microptera, 1679 nucleotides long. RefSeq lists its product as uncharacterized. The transcript is spliced from 5 exons. The coding region runs from base 129 to 1268 and encodes 379 amino acids. The record is from RefSeq and is a predicted model, not a curated record. NCBI's taxonomy places the organism in Eukaryota, Metazoa, Ctenophora, Tentaculata, Lobata, Bolinopsidae.